AUGAGCAAUUCGAGCACCCAUUCUUACCAUAUCUUAGUCUUCUGGUCAUGGUUCCCAAUUGGUAGCUGCGGUGUUCGGACCGCCCUGCUUUACAUCUCGUCCCUCACCAUCUUCGUCCUUCGCGUCGGCCAAAUGCAUAUCGGUCCGAGAACCGCUGGAUCCUCCUUCCAAGUCUUCAGGUCUUUCUCUAUAUUCCAGAUCGUACAAACUUUUGGCUGGUACAUUUUCUCGGCUUGGUGGUUCACCCUGAUUUACGUUUGGUCGUCAUCGCCUGAUGCCAAUCUGCAGCUGGUCAAACUUGGCAGACCACACGAACGCCCGACCUUGAAUGAACGACCCAUUUACCUCCACUCCUUCCAUAUCUUCCUUGCGUGCGUGCAGGCAGUAUUCCACCUAUACCACGACUACGACCGUGUUCCCGUCCCCAUUGCCGAGCAGAGCUCAAAGAAGAACGAUGAGCGCACGCAUCCAGUGCAACCGACCUCUAAAUAUCUUCAGGCAGCUCUACCUCAACAAUUGGCAGAUGGAGCUGUACGUGCCAUCACUGUCGCAGGAGCGACGCUCUUGGUGUACCCCAUCUUCUUCAGACAGGCCGCUUGGGGCUGGUCUUUGUACAUGGCCAAAUUGUUUUGGAGCUUCCAAAGAUCGGCAGCCGAGCCCCAAAGCUUUAUUCCUACCAUUUUCCCCUACUUCUUCUUCCGAACCUUGCUUCCUGGCCUCCUGCUAGUCCUUUGCUGGCAAAGCUCCAACCUCUUUUACUCCGUUUUCAUUGGCAAGGAGCCAUUGAAACGGGGUCAGCCGCUCACAACAGAUGCCAAGGACCCCAACGGCAGCCUCCUCAAUGGACUUAAGGCCAAGAAGGAGGUGGUGAAGACUUUCGCUCUCUGGGAACUUGGAUUGAUCAGUCAGCGCGUUCCUGAUCGCCGCAAGACAAUCUUCAACGAAAUCGAUCGCGAGGGUGGAUCUGCGUGGUCACAGGUCCUUGCUUCUACCACCGAGAUUAUCCAGGCUGUCAACAUCCGCAUUGAAGAGAGCAAGAACCCUGCCCCAGCUGCGAAGCCAGUUAUGCAGGCCGAGAAGUCGGAACCUGUUCUCCACAAUCUUCCGCGCCUGACAGACCCGAUUAAAGAUGACAAUAUUUUUACCACUGCGCCAAAGGCUACGUCUCGUCAGGACCGCUUUGGCGAUGCAUUCAGCUCAACGGCCAAGUCCUUCGGUCAGUCAGAGGACUGGACACCGACUGCACGAGCCAGGGUCCGUGAUGUAUUUGAUCGUGCAUCUUCAGCCGUGCUUAGCCCCGAGCAAAAGCAGAAAUAUCUUGCCUCUACCCAGAAGUUCAAGCUCCUGACCGGAGGCCCAUCCACGACCUACAAACCAGAGGAUGUAAACCCUGUUCUGGUCCAGUUCCUCCGCUCGCCCAUUGGCCAACCUUUCCGACAGACAUACUCUCAGCGUUUGUCUUCCAUCGUAUUUGGAACUCCCGAAUCCUCCUUGUGUUCGAUAGUGGAUGCUGUGGAGUGUUUGACUCGCCUACUUGUUGCUAGUUUGGCAGAGGACCCGUACGGCAAAGUCCAGGCCGAUGUUCCCGCUGCGGUGCGACUGUUCACCCAAACCAUUCUUUCUCUGGAUGCAUUCGCUCACCAGGGUGGUUUGGACGCGCACUGGACCGAUGUCAACUUCCCACCAUCCAGCAACCCCCAGGCACAAGAAGAUGCCCGCCGGGUACCAGAAGUCGAGAUUCUUCUCACUACACUUCGUAGCAGUCUCAAUGAUCUGCUGACAGCCUUUAAGCCGUAUCUGCGGGACAUUGGCGUGGCGGGUAAAGAUUUGAGACUAGCGAGAGAAGCGGCAGGUAUUGAAGCAGAGGAGCCCUCAUCAUGA
Messenger RNA from Penicillium brevicompactum, 1881 nucleotides. Its product is annotated as nucleoporin NDC1. Gene Ontology annotation, molecular function: spindle pole body-nuclear membrane anchor activity. Gene Ontology annotation, cellular component: spindle pole body; nuclear pore transmembrane ring. The transcript has a single exon. Gene Ontology annotation, biological process: nuclear pore organization; spindle pole body localization. The record is from RefSeq and is a predicted model, not a curated record. Lineage: Eukaryota; Fungi; Ascomycota; Eurotiomycetes; Eurotiales; Aspergillaceae. The coding region runs from base 1 to 1881 and encodes 626 amino acids.